This is a messenger RNA of Syngnathoides biaculeatus (alligator pipefish), 4130 nucleotides long. RefSeq names its product myelin associated glycoprotein (gene mag). The transcript has 14 exons. Lineage: Eukaryota; Metazoa; Chordata; Actinopteri; Syngnathiformes; Syngnathidae. The record is from RefSeq and is a predicted model, not a curated record. Bases 551 to 2494 code for a protein of 647 amino acids.
GCUUCAGUACGACAAUAGCAUUUUUAUUUAAAAAAAAAAAAAACUUGAUGCAUAAAAACACGAGAGAGUCACUUCGCCUCUGGCAAUUUAAGGGAAAGAGGGAAGGAAGUUUUAGAUGAUCUGCUUGUUUUAGUUUAAAUUGAUCGAUCGCGCCUACCUGAGGGAAGGAGCUGGAAGAGGUGGUGACCAGGAGGUGGAGGCGCCAAGAGGAUUUUAUGCACUCUUAGUGGCAUUGUGAUGGGCAGACCAGAUGACAUCACAGAGAGAGCGAGUGAGCGCCAAUGAAGAGGAGGAGGAAGACUGCUUUGCAUCCAUCAAACCAUCUCUUCUGGCUAAUGAGAAUUCCUCAGAGUGGUCGAGCCUGGACGAGGAAGCCAAACAAGAGUCCGGUGAGCGAGGGAGCAGGAGCCUGGUGCUGAGGCUGGUAUGAGCGAAGAAGAUUGUCAAGCCUUUUGGGUGUGAGCAACCACCCACCAGUGGAGUCGUUCUUCCUGCAAAACAUCAGUUUGCUUUGAAUCGUCAGUGUCCGAAGAGGCGUGGAGUGGAGACCAUGUGGUGUUCGAAGCUGCUCUUACCGUUAUUGCUCAUCAUCAAUGAUGUCAGCUCCCAGUGGAACGUUUGGGUGCCACGUGACAUCUCAGCCAUGACCAACACCUGCGUGGUCAUCCCGUGCACCUUCAUGUACCCAUCGGGCAUAAGGCCAUACCGCGGCGUCCACGGCAUCUGGUACUACGGCCAACCCUACCCGCAACUUUUCCCGCCGGUGGUGUUCAAAACACGCACUGAUGUGGUGCACGAGAGCUACAAGGGUCGGACCAAGAUGCUGGGCGACCUGGAGCAGAGGAACUGCACGCUCCUCAUUAACAGCCUUGGCCCGGAGCACUCGGGGAAAUAUUACUUUCGCGCCGACCUCGGUGGGGCCAAUAUAUACACCUUUCCGGACUUUGCUGAGCUUAAUGUUUUAGAACAACCCAACGUCGACGUCCCGGAAGAGAUUGUGAGCGACGAGAGCCUGACCUUAACGUGCUACGCUCCUGACAACUGCCCAGACAUGAGCCCCGAGAUCGAGUGGAUGUACACAGACUACCUGCCUGACCCCGAGUUCAGCUCCGACUCCCUGGAGGAGGGCAACACGGUCGUGCUCUCCCGCACGCUGGUGUUCACCCCCAGGCCGGUGCACAACGGCCAGCUUCUGGGCUGCCGGGUCUACUACCCCAACACCACGUUGGUCUAUGAGAGGCUUGUCUCUCUGGAUGUUAAGUAUGCUCCCCGUUCAGUGUGGGUGAACGUCUCCUCAGAGGUGAUGGAGGGCAGCUCUGUGACGUUGCACUGCGAGGUGGACAGUAACCCCCCUCCCAGGAUCUCCUGGAAGUUCGGAGCCCAGGAGCUGCUGUGGGACACCGCGUCCAACCUGUCCCUCACCGUGGACGACGUGACGCCGGCAGAGGAGGGCGUAUACACCUGCGUGGGCGAUAACGGCUACGGCACCAUGAAUACCUCGCUCUACUUGGCUGUCAAGUAUCCUCCUCGUGAGCCGACAAUGAACGACUCUCUCACCGUACUCGAGGGCGCCUCGCUGAUGCUGCACUGCAGCACCCAAGGCAGCCCACCGCCCACCCUCUCCUGGUUGAAGGACGGCGAGCUGGUGGGCACCAUCACUGCCGAAGAGCUGUCCGUGCUGGAGAUCGAGCGCAUCACGCCGCAGGGCGACGGCCAGUACCGCUGCCUUGCUGAGAAUGAGCACGGCCGGGCCAGCAGCUCCCUCAACAUCACCGUGGAGUAUGCUCCCGUCCUUCUGGACGAGUCCAAAUGCACGGUGGUGCGGGAAGGCGUCCAGUGUGUCUGCAUGGCGACGGGAAACCCCGAGCCCACCAUCGAAUUCUACCUGCCCGAUUUGAACGUCACCAUCAAUGAGACGGAGGGCCGCUACAACUUCUACACACACACUGACGGCCAGACGUCCACGGGUAUGAUCAAACUGCGGGAGAAGGGGGAGCGGGCCAGUAACGACGGUCCUGCAGUUAACGUCCACUGCAGCAUCUCCAACAUAUACGGAAGAGAGAGUGUCCUCUUGGAGCUGCAGCAGGAGAAAAAGUAUCUCAUGGCAGUCAUCGUGGGAACAAUCGGUGGAGUGGCGGUCAUUGCCUUUAUCAUCGCGGCAGUGAGAUACGUGGGCCACAACAACAAGAAAGAGAAUGGCUUUCCUAGGCAGGACGCGGUCCUGGAGAACCCCGCUUUGUACUACAGCGCAGUCAAGAAGGACAAACAAAAUCUGAGGAAGAAAGUGCUUAAGACUGAGCUGUUGGGCUCAAAGUUUAACUCCAUUCUAGAGGAGAGCACGGGAGAAGACGGGGAUUUCCAACCUGCAGGCCCUCUGGCAGGCAUGGAGAGGCGAGAGCUGAACUAUGCCGCCCUCGAGUUGGGCGGGCCCAGGGAGGGGCUCUCGGGGAGGGGGGACGAUGGCAGCAGCUACGCCGAAAUCAAAGCCAAAUGAAUCGCGAUCCUUCCCUGAUGCCUCGGCCGUGCGAGACGCAGUUGCAACCGCCCCCACCCCCAUUUUUUUUCUUUUUGGUUUGAUUUUCACACAUAGUUGCUAGACAUUUCUCCACGGAACAAGACCAAGUGGAAGAAUUUAUUGGCAUUCAUAGCUAGUUGUGUUUACCCGCGUUUUUCUCUACUCGGGUGUUAUGGUAUUCCAAAAAUGACGGUACGGGGUCCUCGGUUUACAAUGAUCCCAACAUACAAGUUUUCUGGGUUAUAAAGUACACUUUAAAUUAGUGCAGGAAUUACUUUUUUAAAUAUAUUCACGGCUUCCAAGUUUUUUAGUACAAAAUCUACUUUGAUUAUGACGUAGGUUCAUGAAAGUAUGUUCCGUAUUAUAUUCAAAUUCUCAGUACAUCGCCACUUGGAAGAACAGAAAGAACUUGGCCAUAAAACCAAGGAGCCCUUGAUGGUUCUGUUCACAUUUGGGUCAAUAGUCUGAAUAUCAUCAAAAUAAUUGUGAAAAUUUCAUUUUUAACAAACAUUGCCAAUUACCAACUUCUCAGAAAACUAUUCUGAUUUUACUUUACUUUUAGUAGUGCAUCGUUUUACUCAUUCAAUAAAAACUGAUAGGAAGUCUGAAGAUUUCAAGGAUAAAGUCAUUAUUACCAAGUUGUAAUGUACAAAACAUUUGUUCAGGGGCCUGAAGCUAAACUGCACUUUUUUAUUUAUUUUUUUAGUUGAGUUGAUGUCUAGUACCGAGACAAAAAAAAAAAUCCCGUACCAUUCCACCUGAUGUCUCUGCACUUGUUGCACCGCUUGAGUCGACAUUUGUCUUGCGUCCAUUUCUGCGUGUCGUUGUCACUGUGUCUGCUGCCAGUCAAAGCAUGAGGGAAAGGAUAACGCUGCUUUUUUUUGGUCCUCCCCUACGGAAGUUCAAAACGGUCACACUUUAUAUUCCACUUUCACAAGGGCAACAAGGUGAAUUACUGUGACCUUUUCGGACUUCCGUAAGUCCUCCGUCCUUCUUUUUGUCCGACGGGAGAUAGACGGAACCUUAUGUCGGUAUUUUAUAUCGUAUUUAACCUGUACAGUAAACAAAAUGGUUGCCGUCUCCUAUAAGUCAUUAAAAAACAUUUAGAAAUGUAACAACAUCAGUAUUUGAUGGUUUUUGGGGAUGAAUUUGUUUUUGUAUUCCACCAAACUGUCGCUAACGCACGGUUCUCUGAUUGAUGGGGAAAAACGCAACAAAACACACUUUGAGAGUGUUAUCUCGUUUUGACAAUAUGUGUAUAUGUGCGUGUAUGUGUGUUCAAAUUGUGCUGGGACAUUUCACAGUUGCUUUUUUCGGGAACAUUUGGGGCUCUUUUGCGUGGAUGUUGUCACAUUGUUGCGUCAGAUGUUUACGUUUGUGUGGUCAGAGAGAAUUGAAAUAAUACACUGUAUCAUUGCUAAGCUAAUAGUCUAAUUUAAUAACCAUGAUAUCGAUAACAUAUUAAUGCAUAUGUAUAUUGAUGAAAAGCAAAAUGCGAGUACAAACAAUAUAAGGGAGUUCCAAAUAUUGCACCAAACAUUGUUGUUGAUGAUGUUUUGGAUGAUGUCAAACAUAGUAUAUGUUGUGUAUUUCUGGUCUGUCAACCAUUAAAGAA